Alligator mississippiensis (American alligator) is the source of this 7306-nucleotide messenger RNA. RefSeq names its product zinc finger protein 501-like. Gene Ontology annotation, biological process: regulation of DNA-templated transcription. NCBI's taxonomy places the organism in Eukaryota, Metazoa, Chordata, Crocodylia, Alligatoridae. The coding region runs from base 2601 to 4136 and encodes 511 amino acids. The record is from RefSeq and is a predicted model, not a curated record. The transcript is spliced from 4 exons. Gene Ontology annotation, cellular component: nucleus. Gene Ontology annotation, molecular function: DNA binding.
CAGGUGCACCCCUGGGACUGGCAGCCUGCGGGCGGUCGCCGCUCCCCCCCCACCGCCGCCAACACUGAUGUAGUCUUUUUUUAUGGUAUAUCUAGCUUUUGCAAAUUAUAUCUAACUGAAUACUUAAGGCAGCUUGCUGGUGCUGGUGCUGGGAGGGGUGCGGUAUACGUAUGUUAAGGAACGCUUGCCCGCUGGGAACGAAAUGCCGUGUAGGCAAGCCCAGACAAGUACGGACGUGUUCUGUGGCUAAGGCAAUAUGCGCAUGGGCUAAGAGAAGGCAGCCAAUGGUAACAGUACAGCGUGUUAAGUGGGAGAAAGCUAUAUAAGGCUGAAGCAAGCCAAAUGGGGUGGUGCUUGCUUUGCGAACGAUCGCCAAGCACCCCUCUCUGCGCAGACUUGAAACAAUAAAGAUUAAGUUGGAUCCUCCACCCCUGUGUGUUUAUUGGCAAGAGCGCACCGGGCACGAACUCACACUGUCCUUUGGGGACAACAAUUUGGCACCCCAGAUGGGACCCCAUUGACCGCCUUGCCCGGUCCACCUCCUCGGCUCCGGCAACAGCUGUGGACGGCGCGAGGACCAGGCGCCACCGGCUCUUUUCGUCGGAGGUCUGACCGCCUCCUGGUUGUUUGACGGAGCCGUGGAGGGGCACAACAGCGCAACGCUUGGAGGAACAACUUAAUCCGACGGGAGGAGGGAGGUCUCAACGGACUGGUGAGCGUCUCUUUUGAUUUACGGAUAGCUUGGGUAAGGGAGGCGGCUUUAAAAGUUCCGACCACGUAGACACCCUAGGAGAGUAAGACCGGGUGGCAGUCCCGUGAACUCCCUUUAAUCAGUUUGGUUCUGAGGCCGAGCGGCGGUCACCAUCCAUUGUUUAAUAGAUGGGGACAACAACACCACCGUCAGCGUCUGUAGGCGGUCACCAGUCAAUACUGCCAGCGGCAUCCACGGGUGCUCGCCACCGCUGCAGCCACCCAUGGGCAAUCCCCACUCAAUCCACGCUUGCCACCAACAUCAGCAUGGCCGCCUGCGAGAGCUCACCGCCACCACUGCCCGCAGGCGCUUGCCAUGCCCCGCCAGCCUCAGGAGACACAAAGCAUUCAUGCCCCAAGGUUUAUUCAGGUGCCUGCGCAGCAUUGGUCAGAUUGAUCUAAAUAAUACUCAUAUUGGCGCCCGCUGCUUUUUCUUUUAAAUUUGAAUCUGCCCUUGGGCACAUAAAUGUUGGGAACCCCCGCUGUAAGGGGGAAGUUGCAGUUUCCCACAUUUUCCUCCUGCAAAGGAGAAUCCAUUUUUAAAGUCUUGCAACUCACUUUUGGGUCAUGACCCAUGGGUUCAGAAAUGCUGGUCUAGUCCAUGCCCCUGCUCAAAGCAGGACCGGCUGCAGCUAAAUCAUCCCAGCCAGGGCUUGGUUGACCUGCGUCUUACAAAAAAGGAUGGAGACUCCACAGUCUCUCUGGGUAGCCUGGUGCAGUGCUUUAUUAUUCUUAUAAUUUCAUUAUCAUCAUUUCAUUAUUAUUAUUAUCAUCCGCAAUUGUGUGCCAGUUCCAACUGGUGAUAUCUGGGAACAGUUCAGUUGUUAUAUGUGUCUGCACCCUCUGGGGCAGAGGAGCCAGUUUGUUUUGAGCAAAUGGCUAUGCUAGGACAGGAACAGCCGCGCACAGCCCUUACUCCGCAGUAAAUUACCCUGGGGUGAAAUUUUCGAUGGGGGAAUUUAUCUCAAAAAAGAGGGGUUGCGUGUCAUACGUUCGCUUUGGUUUUACAGAAUAAAUCAACUUCAGUAAAAGUGCCGUAUGCCUAUAUCCAAUGUUUCCCUAGGUUUAAAUGUCUGAAUGUCAGCCUCUAACAUAGUUAAAACAUUUGAAAGGCCGUCACUAAAAGAGCAAUCAUAGGCACUAAAAGACUGUGUGUCUGCAAGCUGAGAGAGGAUGUAGACAAGCCUGGAGAGGCAGGUGUCUGAUCCGAAUUACAGUUUCCUUGUCCCGUGGCCGGGUGAGCGGGCAUUGUUCCCUGCCAGGUGCAGAUGUGAGAGCCCGGAGACACUGCAAAGAGGGGGCUGAACAGAGGGCGAUGAAGAGUCCAGUACUGGCCAGAGGGCAGUUAGAUGGCAAGAUAGUACAGGGGAAUGGGUGCCCAUGGUGGGUUGUGGGGAGGCCUGUGACAUACUGAGUAUUACAAUUGUCUGUGGCUGCUGUUUGCACUGCAGUUACCUUGGGCAAGUGAUCCCUCACCCAGGGUGCAGUGGUGUCUGCCCCGUAGCUCUGUGAGUGGUGACUACUUUCUGGGGUAGGCUAUGGGAGAGAUCUGUGUUGCUUCAGCAAUGAAGACAGAGCCUCUGUGGCUGGAGGGCUUAAAAAUGUCUCUGUGGCUUCCUUGGUGAGAGAAGCCAGGUCCGAGCUGGAAUGAAGUGACUAAGCCUUGUCCCAGCAUAUUGGUAGGUCUGCCCCUGCGCCCGUGGUGGGGGGAACUGUGUUGUGAUGUGGACCAAAGGCCCAUCUGAAACCACCCUUCUCCCUCUGACAGGUUUCAGAGUGACAUCCACGCUUUGCUCACGGAGCGGUCCAGCCUUCUAGGGUGACAGGAGAGGGAGGGAGCUGCAGCAGGGAUGUCUCAGGGGCUGGUAACCUUUGAGGAGGUGGCCAUGUAUUUCACCAAGGGGCAGUGGGCUCUGCUGGAUCCCAAUCAGAGAGCCCUCUACAAGGAGGUAAUGCUGGAGAAUUAUGAAACGAUAUCCACGCUGGCAGGAUUUCUUGUUCCCAAACCUGACAUGAUCACCCAGCUGGAACAAGGAGGAGAGCCGUGGGUCCCAGACCUCCAAGGCUCUGAAGGAAGAGAGAUGUCAAGAGGAGCCCACACAGGAGUUUUUGGAAGUUCUUGUUUAAACAUGAGUUCGAAGCCCUCGAGUAGUGUUGGUAAAAGGAAGCACUUUACAAGAACAAUCCAGGAAAAAAUCUCAGCAAUUGAUCGUGUCAAAAGAGGUGAAUUAAAAGCCAAGGUGUGUCAAGAUUACGGGGUCACUGCUACCACUAUUAAUGACUGGCUUAAGCAAGAGUUUCGCCUUCGUACUCGACUCGCUGCAUCUGGUGGAUGGUCAACCGUAAAAACAUUAAAAAAAUCAAAAUAUGAUGAUUUGGAGGAUGCUCUGUAUUUAUGGAUCGAGGAUGUAAGAAGCAAGAAUUUGCCUCUGAAUGGACCCAUUAUUUGUGAAAAAGCUAAAGAGCUGUAUCGGGUAAUGAAUCCAGACACCCAUGAGGAGUUUCCUGCAGCAUCUGGUUGGCUUUGGCGCUUCAAAGCCAGAUACCAUCUUAGUAAUUUCACCAGCUUUCCAAGCGAACGCUCAAGUGUGAAUUUGACAGCUGCUGAGGAGUUUAGGAAAAGGUUUUCAGGAAUGGUGCAAGGCUACAGCCCACACCAGGUGUUUAAUGCCAGUGAAUUGGGCCUCUUCUGGAAGAAGAUGCCCAUCAAAACAUUUACAACCCUUGAUCAGAAGGCAGCACCCCGUGUCAAGCCAAGCAAAGAUCGGCUCGUGCUUAUGUUCUGUGCAAAUGCAUCGGGAAAUUUAGCAUUGAGACCUUUGCUGGUUUAUCGAGCCCAACAGCCACGGGUAUUGAAAAACACAACUAUGGAAAGACUGCCAGUUGUAUGGAAGUGGAAUAAAAAGGCAGGGAUGACAGCUGCAAUUUUUGAGGACUGGUUUGUUAAUGAAUUUAUCCCCACUGUGAAAAGUUACCUGAGUAAGAAGAAACUGGCUCAGAAAGCAAUUCUUCUAGUAGACAAUGCUGCUUGCCACCUUGAAUCAGUAAACACCUUUGAUGUGAAUUUUCAAGUGGUUUUUCUCCCUCCCAACACUGCUUCUAUCUUGCAGCCCAUGGAUCAGGGGAUAAUAACUCAGUUCAAGCGUUUGUACACAAGGAAGCUUCUCUCUCAUCUUGUUGUUGCCACCAAAGGGGACAUGGAAAAUAUUCGCAGGUCCUGGAAAGAGUUUACCAUCAAGAAUGCGAUUCAUUUGAUUGAUGAGGCCUGGCGAUGUAUAACCCCUUUAAGCUUCACAGCAGCCUGGUGCAGGCUAUGGGUGGACAUUGUUGCUGACAUACAGGAGUUUGAGUUGGACAGGGCACUGUCAAACAAAACAAAGAACUAAGACCUGGCAAAUCAGAUUCCCAGUGGAGGGUUUAACGAGAUAGGGGAAGAUGAUAUGGAAGAAUUUUUGGAAGACCAUUGUCAAGAAUUAACCGAGGAAGACAUUUUGGAACUGAGCAAUGCAACGGAAACAGAAGCAGAAGACAUCAAAGCAGAGGAGGAAUAUGGUACAGAUGCAUCAGGAAUGCUCCAAGUGGCUGAUCUAGCUAAAAUAAUGACUACAAUUUCCAGCCUCAGGCAGCUAAUUGAGGAGCAUGACCCUGAUCCAGCACGAAGCUUAGCAGCUACGAGGUGUGUCAGUGUUUUACAGUCAAUCUAUGAAAAGAUAUAUCACGAUAGUUUCCACAAGGAAAUGAUAACAGAAAAUGUCUGUGUUCAAACACAAUCCCUCUAGCGGUGUAUGUGAGCUAUGAACCAUGAAUUACGAACUAUGGUGUGCACUGUGAUUCAUGAAUUAUGAGAGAUGAUUUCUGUUGUUAUAUUAUAUGGUGCUAUAUUUGUGUUUGUUCUUUGCAGCCCCCACUUCUCCUGAUGCUGUUUUUCUAGCCAGCUCAGUGGUCAUGUAGUUCAAGGACAGCAGCCAUGGACUCCAUAUAAUUUCUCCUCCUGCUGCAAUCACUGCAUUCUUCCUAAUGGACAGUGCAGCCCAGAGCACAGCCAGGUUUUGCUGGCUACCCCCCAGGCUGGUCUGCCAACCCUCACCUUCACAAGAUAUUUGGAACCUAACCCUACAAACUGUCCAGGUUCCACUAUAUCAGGCUCUCAUAAAAUAUGUCCCAAAUAAGCCCAUCUUUUACUUUGUUCUGCUUCUAUUGCUGUGGGCAGCUAGGCCCAUUCAAGGACCUCCUCCUUGCCUCUUCUAACAGUCCACUGUACUGUGAAUAGUCUAAAGAGCCUCCAGAUGGGAAAGUUAUGUUAUUUGCAUUGGAUGAACUGUGCUUCAGAUAGGAGGAUGCUUCAGGCUCAGCCCUUGUCUACAUUAUAACGCUCUUUUGGCAGAGCUACAUCAGCUAGGGGAGGGUGAAAAGAUCAUAAUUCAUAGCCAAUGUAGUUCUGUCAGCAAAAUCCUUGGUGGGGGGCACCUCUGCCAGCAGAAUAAGGCUUCAGCCAAUAGCCAACAUAGCAAUGCCACAUAAGUUAAAGGGGCAGUCGCUCCAUAGUAUAACAUAGCCUUUGUUUGUUCUUCAGGGAGGUUGCUAUUUUAACUGAAGUGUGACAGCACAACAGUGGCUGUAAUCCCUGGUGGGGAUGCAGUCUGUCGGAAGUAGGAUUUGUGUCUGCAGCCAAAGGCACACCCACCACUUUGGAUGGCAGGAGCUGCCUUCUGCCAGCAGAGCUGUGCCCACCCUGAAGGUUUCACUGGCAGAGCUUUCAGCUGUGUUGCAUGAUUGUUUCACUCCCCUGGCUGACAUAGACAUUGUUCAGGUUACAAGUCGACCUUUUCUUCCCUCAGAACUAACCAGAAAAAUCCCACGUGACUUACAUGCUGAUCAACCUACAGUUGGCUACCCCUUUCCCUCAUUUGAUUGGCAACAAACCUGAUUAGAGAAGAAUACAAUGCAGCCAUGAUGGGAAUAACUUGUUACUUUGUCAGAGUACACCAUCUUUCCCAUGGUGAAACACCUGUUUUAUUCUAAUUUCAUCCUUCUAUAAUAACGGCUUUUAAAGUUGUGGAUAAAGUAGAGGUGAGAAAAGCAGUGAAGUUGCAAGUGAACCUAGGAAAGAAGUCGUCGUGAUGCCAGUUUCAAGUUGAUUGUCAUGAAUUACGUGGAGCAAUGCAAUAACUGCCAGGCAGCCAAAAAUACAGGGUGUUCGAAAAAAACCCUCUGUGACUGGUGAAAAAUGAAAAGUUGAAAAAUGUCUGGCUGAUACUCAAGGCUUUUUGAAGGCCAAAGAGUGGGAAAUUCCAGGAAACAGAGCAGUGCAUGGUUGAAUGCAUCCAAGAAAAACAUGGGGGCUUCCAAUCACAAAGGAAAUGAUACAGCUGAAGACUUGGGAACCUACCUGUGAGUUAAAUGUAUGUAGGAAAGAAUUUAAGGCCAGUCUGGGUGUGUGCAGGCAAAUAAUGAAGAGAAAUGGGCUCCCUCUGAGAAGGACCACCCUUGCGCAGUGUCUGUCCAACUGUUUCAGUGAAAAGCUGAUCGCUUAUCAGCAACACGUAUUUCACCUUAGAGAAGCCCAGUUACAAAACUGGACAAACUGGGAAUGCAGAUGUGACUCCAGUAUGCUCCAACGUGCCAAGCAAUGGUGGAGAUACAGGAUUCCAAGCCCAGCCUUAUGAAACUCACGGGAAAUGAUAAAAUGAGAAUCACCAUGAUGUUAGGCAUUCUAGCAGAUGGUACAAAAUUACCCCCUUACCUUGUGCUUCAGCAGAAAAACCCUCUUGAGGAGAAAUUUCCCAAAGGAGUGUUUGUCCGCUGUCAGAAGCAGGGGUGGGUGACAAAAGAGCGAAUGAAAGACUGACUGGAAGUUGUGUGGAACAGAUGCCCAGGACCUCUUCUGAUGUAACAAGACAUGCUCAUUCUGCAACCAUUUUGGGGAUGCAUCACUGAUGACGUGGAAGGGAAAUUGAAGGACACGAACAUGGAUCUGGUCAUUGUGCCCAGGGGCAUGACCCUCCCAGCUUCAAGGGCUGGACAUUGUCAUUGCCAUUUCAGGACCGGCUUUGUUCCCUUUGUAUGGAAUGGUUACUGGAAAGCAACCAUGCACUUGCUCCAAGAGGGAAGAGUCUUCUGUUGCCCAGUUGUUGGAGUGGGUUUUGGAAACAUGGAAGAGCAUCUGCAGUGAAUUAGUUGUGAAGGGCGUUAAGAAGUGUUGUGUUACAAGGCAUGGAAGAUAAUGUGCUGUGGGAAAAUGAGGUAGGAAGCCCUGGUGGGAGCGAUAGCAAGGAAAGUCAAUUUGGCUACAGCGGUAGUGACAAAACUGCAAGUGAAACCAGUGUGGAUUUAGUAAUGGACCCUGGACGGGAUGUGUGGACAUUCUUUCCAUGUAGCCCAGCAACUUGAUUCUCCUACCUCAGUUCUUUGAGUUUCGUUUCCUUUCUGUAUAAAGACAAACUGAACUGGAGAAAUUCAGCCAAUAGAUAUUCAUUAAAUAAUCUCAACUUUUGUACUUGCAGUAUUUUUCUGCAUGCAAUAAAAAUACCAACUCGUCCUUUUUUUAAAAAUUUCA